CAAAUGCAUUGGACGGUUGUUGUUGCUGCUGUUGCAGCUGCUUCGCUGCUGUUCAGCAGCUGCACAGAAGGUAGGCCGCAGGAUUUGGCCACUGGCAUGCUGUUGGCUGUUGCACAGGUAAAUCAGCUGGUGGAGACCGGCGCUGCAGCGCACGAUGAGAAGGAGGUGGAGGUGCUCGGCCAGAAGAUGGGCGGCUCCAUGAAUUUUGGCUUUGGCGAUGCAAUGCGGCAGCCAAUUGGACGUCGACGCAGAAGUGAACACCAGCAAUUGAUGCUGUGGACUACUUUGUAUCCGACUCUUAUCUAGCUAAAUAAAUGCACUAACUAAACUUA
Drosophila grimshawi is the source of this 332-nucleotide messenger RNA. RefSeq lists its product as uncharacterized. NCBI's taxonomy places the organism in Eukaryota, Metazoa, Arthropoda, Insecta, Diptera, Drosophilidae. Bases 4 to 306 code for a protein of 100 amino acids. The record is from RefSeq and is a predicted model, not a curated record. The transcript has 2 exons.